AUGAAUUCAGUUCUAGUCAAUAUCUUGUUUUCAGGUGUUCUAAGUUAAACUUAGUAAUUAUUCUACUAUGAUGUGAAAACUAUUAUUAUUGGAUUGAAACAAGAGUUAGUUUAUCAUCUGCUAGAAUUUAAAUUUAUCCAGAUGUUUAGUCUUUUGAUAAUGAUUAAUUCUGUGCAGUUUGGAUUGAAGAAGAUUUGUAAAUGUAGGGAAAGAUUAAAUAUAAAGAUUUACUAAAGACUUUGUCAGAAUAGAGAUGAAAUUGUUGUCUCAGAAAAUGUAUAAUUGAAAUAUGCUUAAAGAUUUGAUACUCCAAUUCUUAUUUAAUCUAUUGCUAAUGUAUAUGUUAAGUCAGGACAUAAAAUCAUUUAGAAUCAAAUAUCCUUGUUUAGAAAUUACAUAUUCAUUUUUAUGAUUUAUAAGAUAAUCAAAAACGUGCAUUUAUUUUAAAUAAUUAAAAAUUCAUUAAAAAUUCAAAAGCCUUUUAUUACUUUAAAUAAUGAAAUCAUUGUUAUUGUUUGGUAGUCAGAUUUUGGAAUCAUAGCAAGCAAGUUUAGUUUAAAGUAUAUAUCAGCUAAGAUAUUUUAUCAUCUAAUUGUAGAGCAACUUCUAUUUGCACUUUAAGUGAUAAUAAAUUUAUAAUUACUUAGAGGGAGUCUGUUAUAAAUAGCUGAGAUAUCAUGA
This is a messenger RNA of Paramecium sonneborni, 681 nucleotides long. Lineage: Eukaryota; Ciliophora; Oligohymenophorea; Peniculida; Parameciidae. The record is from the annotation of a GenBank genome assembly.